AUGCAUCUACCAGUGGACUCGGUUGGUUGCGGGGAGAAUUACGAUUCCGUCGGGUCCUCGCAGCAAGGAACGCACUCCCGGUACCCCGAGGACGCUGACGGGAACCGCGCGACUGCCGUGGGCGCUCCUCUGGGCUCCGUCAACGGGAGCGGGGGCGAAAUGAGCGAGGGAGCCGCCGUCGGGGAGCUCUGGUGGACCGAGAGGCUUGUUGGUGAGGCCCAGGCUGAGCAUCCUGGGGAGCUUGUCAGGACUGGGUCGCCGUACUUCCUCUGCAGCCAAUUGCCGACGCACUGGCGGUCGAACAAGACCCUACCAGUGGCGUUCAAGGUCGUGGCCCUCGGGGACGUGGGUGACGGGACCCUGGUGACGGUAAGGGCUGGAAAUGACGAGAAUUGUUGUGCAGAAUUGAGAAACUCGACGGCGUUGAUGAAGAACCAGGUGGCGAAAUUCAACGACCUGAGGUUUGUCGGACGGAGUGGCAGAGGGUCGCCGUACUUCCUCUGCAGCCAAUUGCCGACGCACUGGCGGUCGAACAAGACCCUACCAGUGGCGUUCAAGGUCGUGGCCCUCGGGGACGUGGGUGACGGGACCCUGGUGACGGUAAGGGCUGGAAAUGACGAGAAUUGUUGUGCAGAAUUGAGAAACUCGACGGCGUUGAUGAAGAACCAGGUGGCGAAAUUCAACGACCUGAGGUUUGUCGGACGGAGUGGCAGAGAAGUAUUGGAAAUUCAUUAG
Molecule: messenger RNA, 735 nt
Organism: Cotesia congregata
Lineage: Eukaryota; Metazoa; Arthropoda; Insecta; Hymenoptera; Braconidae
Source: the annotation of a GenBank genome assembly